AUGAUUCGAAAUAAAACCGUGCCUUUUGUUCAGUAUUUUUCUCUCUCUCUCUCUCUCUCGCUCUCUCUCUCUCUCUCUCUCUCUCUCUCUCUCUCUGUUCAACAUACAAGAGAUAUGUUUUUGUCAUUUUUCUCUUUCUGUUCAACAUACAAGAGGGAUGUUUUUUGUCAUUUUUUCUCUUUCUGUUCAACAUCCGAGAGGGAUGUUUUUUGUCAUUUUUUCUCUCUCUGUUCAACAUACGAGAGGUAUGUUUUUUGUCAUUUUUUUCUCUCUCAGUUCUACAAGAGAGAUGUUUUUUGUCAUUUUUCUCUUUCUGUUCAACAUACAAGUGGGAUGUUUUUUGUCAUUUUUUCUCUCUCUGUUCAAUAUACGAGAGGGAUGUUUUUUGUCAUUUUUUUCUCUCUCAGUUCUACAAGAGAGAUGUUUUUAGUCACUUUUCUCUUUCUAUUCAAUAUACGAGAGGAAUUUUUUUGUCAUUUUUUCUCUUUCCGUUCAACAUACAAGAGGGAUGUUUUUUGUCAUUUUUUUCUCUCUCUGUUCAACAUACGAGAGGGAUGUUUUUUGUCAUUUUUCUCUCUCUGCUCAACAUAUGAGAAGGAGUUUUUGUCAAUAUUAUUACGAUUGUUCAAUGAAGUUCACUAA
Messenger RNA from Acanthosepion pharaonis, 642 nucleotides. The record is from the annotation of a GenBank genome assembly. Lineage: Eukaryota; Metazoa; Mollusca; Cephalopoda; Sepiida; Sepiidae.